AUGUCUGGUGCUCAUCUUCUUACCCUUGGAAGUUCAACUACACGAUUUGAACAAUUAUUAAAAUUGUCAAAUCUUUCUAAUUCUGUAAUGUAUCGUCAUGAUGUAAUAAAAUUUGACCGUCAAGACGAUGGUGCAGCGUAUUGUGUAUUUUGUUCAGGAAAUUUACAAAAUUGUCAUGAAGCUCACGAUACUGAAGAAGAUAUACGAGGACUUUUUGUAUAUCUUUUCAUAAUGAGUGAACUUAUCAAUAGCUACUUAAACUGUGAAAUAACUCCAUUAAAAAGAAUUAAAAUCAAGAACUUUUUAGCUGGUCAAAGUUUUGCAAUUUUUGUUUCUCUUGCGGAGUCUAUGGUCUUGUUGGUAAAAGCACAUCAGGAAUAUUACCCAAAUUAUCCAUUUUUACCAUGGAUGCAUGGAUCAGAGGCUUGUGAACACUUUUUUGGCAUGGCGUGUCAAAUUAAUUCUGAUUUUAAUUAUUCAGAAUUGUUACAAUUAGUUCCAAAAAUUUCUCAAUGUACCAAAGCAUUAAGAAUAAAAAAUGUUACAUUGGAAAAAGAAAAAUCAGUUCGUGAUGGUUAUUAUUUUGAUUACAAUAUCGGAAAUAUUAAUCCAAGCAAGUUAGCAGAAUUAUGUGCUUGGCCAUCAGACAAGGAUAUUACUUCAGCUGUUAAAUAUUCUUACAAAUUGGUAUCUGAACUUGCUAAAGCACUUGAUAUGGAAUCUACUUCAAAUAUGAAUCAUUCACUAUUACUGCCAUUUCCAACUUUGGAACUGGAAAAUGAUUCAAAUGAAUUCUUUGAAAUCGAUAGAGAAAUUUCUAAUGCAAUUAGUCAAGCAUCCAAGCAUACUACCAAAAGAAUUGAUGAUGUUCUUGAUUUAUCGAACAUUAAAAAUCAAUUUACUCAUGCAUAUAAUUCAAGACCAAUUGAAAGACAAAAUCGUGCACAUAUGAUUGGUCAUGAAAAUACAAAUACUAUUAAUUCAAAUAGGGUUAGUCAUAUAAUUUCACAUUUUACAAAUAAUGAUAAUCUGACAGUACGAUUUAUUAAACAACGUGAAAAACGAUGGAAAGAAAAUUGGAAGGUAAUAACAGCUAAUAUUGCAAGUUUACAUAAAUUUGAAUUAUCAAGGCAAAGACAAACUGAUAAAGUUACAAAUAAAAUUAUAUGUGUUGAAUCAGCAAAUAUUACUCAAGAUUUUCCAUUGCAACAAAGUGACUAUGUAAUUGCAUUGUAUGGGACAAAAAUUUGUAUUGCUAAAAUAAUAGCAAUGUAUUAUGAAGGUUAUGGUAACCAUUAUUAUAGCCAAAAUGCAGUAACUCAAAUUGAAGAUUUGUCUUAUAUUUCAUUACAAUGUCCUCAAAAUAUUAUAUAUCAUAUUAAUUCAAAUGGAGUAAUAAUUGGUGAUAGUUCACUAACUUUAACAGGAGUAGCACGUAGUAUUUUUAAUUAUUUUAACCGUGAUACUAUUAAAAAUAGCAUUAUUAAUAUGAUACAAUAA
This is a messenger RNA of Rhizophagus irregularis DAOM 181602=DAOM 197198, 1500 nucleotides long. Lineage: Eukaryota; Fungi; Glomeromycota; Glomeromycetes; Glomerales; Glomeraceae. The record is from RefSeq and is a predicted model, not a curated record.